AUGGAGAUCAACUUCGCUGAGGUCGAGCACAGAGCCAUCGAGUACCUGAACCACAAACAAUGGAGCAAUGCAUUUUUCUGUUUCGACCAGUUGUUGGAAAACGCAGUGGCCAAAAGCUUGCCAUCGGAAAGAUUUGUUGGCUAUCUAUUAGGUCGGUCACAAUGUAAUCUGGAAUUGAAAAAAUAUGAAGACGUCAUUCACGAUUGCCGACACAUCAUAUCUAUGUUGACUGACGACGAAAAUGCAUAUAGUUCACGUGUACGUCGUAAUCUAGUCAAUGCACUAUUUGCAUUGAAAAGAUAUGGUGAAGCAGAACAAGCUGCCUUGGAAUGGGUGGUGAGGUCGGACAAUAACAGUGAAGCCAAAAAAAUGUUGGAUACUGUGCGCUUAGUGUGGAGUAUGUCAAAAGAAGACAUCCCUACACCAGUACAGACAUUAGAAGAUCAGUUGAACCAGAUCAAUGAGGAUUUGCUGUUUGGAGAUAGACUAGAUUCUUGGAUUGCUACUGGUGUAAGGGAGCAAAGUCGAAGGAAUAGAAAGCAUCCUGUUGAACUAGUUGAUGAUGACAAAAUGGUUGGCCAACUAUUUGAAUCAUCUAGUAAUAAUAAUAAUGGCAUACAACAUUUUGAGAGAAACAGCCAAUUUUUUGAACGGUUUAAUGGAACUGGACAAGAAAACGGUAUGACUUACUCUAAUAUAGCAAAGCAUAAUGGCGAAUCAUAUGAUUUAAGAACAAAUUAUCAGUCAAAAGUCACUGAAGUUUUCCAAGAACCAACUAGAAAAGAAAAGCAAACAGAAUUAAAAUUUCCACAGAAAAAUGAAAUGAGGUAUUCUUGUACAUAUUGUGGUAUAUCAUUCCAUUUAGAAAAUCAGCUUCGGGCACAUUGUGCUACUGAAAACCAUCAAACAGUAAUUAUGUCUGAUGAAGGACGUGAUUGGAAAUGGCGUCCACCACCACGAGGAUUCUCUUCUGAAUGCUAUACCUUAUGUGAAGCUUUUUCGGAAGGAGAAGGAACAGAAAAUUCUUGCAAAUAUGGAGCUCAAUGUGUUGAAGCACAUGGUAUGGAAGAAUUAACUGAAUGGAAAGAAAGAUUUGAGUACAGACGAAUGAAAUUACAACGUGCUAGUGAAAAUAAACUUUAUGGAAAAUCUUAUACAGAACAGUUAUUAGAAAGGUGGGUACAGUCGACUAAUCCAGAAAAAAUUAUGCGCGAAAGUUUAGACAGUGUUGACGAGUCUCAUGAUUGUGACUUAGUAACUACUGUUGAAUCCAAAACUAGUAACCGUGAAUGGACAUUUGUUCUAGAAACAACUUCAUCUCUUCAAGCUGUUGCUUUACUUCAAGAUACUUAUCGUAAUCAUUUUUCUCUAAAACAUAUUUUAGUUGAUAAUGGUUUGCAACAAGUUGCUUUUGAUAUGGAACCGCCAAAUGAUCAAGAGUGGGUAUCUCAAGCUCAACAUCCUGUUUCUCAAUCCUUGUCUUCCAAAUUAAGACAUCAGAUCAAAGUUUAUUUUACAACAAAUAUUUAUGGAACCUUCAGACAAGCAGUAGUAUUUGAUUUUGGUCUUGGUCCAGUUCUGGUUAAACAUCUUUGUGUAGAUGUUAUACCUGUGACAGAUUGUGGUAAAGUCAAAGAAAUUCACAAAGAGUUAAUAUUAUCUUCUAUGGAACGAUGGAAUCCGAGUAACUCAAAUAUUGUGGAGUUUCAAUCAUCAAUUGGACCUACUCAAGCACAAGAUGAUAGGGAAAGAGAGCAAAAUUUAUUAUUGAGUUAUGCUGCACCUUGUCCUUUAACAUUUGCUUUGACUCAUUCCACUAUUACAGAGAAGAAACUUACAAGGAACAAUUAUAGAGCAAGAAUUCACGAGUUAUUAUAUGUUGAAGAACUAGCACGUUAUGAACAAGUGGCCAAGUACAAUUUGACUGCAAAAUUACAAUUGGCUAGCUGCUAUCUACUUUCACCUAGUGGUGUUGCAGCUAGUACAGCAAAAUAUUCUCAUAAUAAUGAGUUGUUUGCAUUAUUACAACUUGGAACAGAUGUAUCUGAAGACACUUCUGCCGGAAGAUUAAUUUUAAAUAAUUGUACCACUGUAUAUCUUUCCCCAGCUAAAGACAAAAAGUCAUCUGAUGAAAAACGAACUGUUCAUGAAGCACAAAUUGAAGAUAAAGGAAAAAAUGUUAUAUAUCUUAGAUUAUCAGCCAAUACAGUUACUGGUCUUGGUCUUAAAGCAGAUACAAAUGUAAAAUUUGAUGUUCAGUUUCAAUUAAAUCGAAUACCAUAUUGUGAAUGGCAUUAUGCUAUUGAUCAUAUAGCUGACUUCAAAAUUAUUUUUCCUGAUACAUUUUUGGAACCAAUUAUACCAUGGAGUCCAAAACGACAAUGGGUAGAAAUAAUUGACAAAAAACUUAAUGUAAAACAAAGAGAAGCUGUUAUUGCAAUCACAACUCCUACAAACAUUAGUUUACCCCCGAUACUAAUUAUUGGUCCCUUUGGUACAGGCAAAACUUAUACUUUAGCCCAAGCCAUCAAACAAACAUUAUUACAAGAUAAUACAAGAAUCUUAGUUUGUACUCAUUCAAAUAGUGCUGCAGAUUUGUAUAUAAAAGACUAUUUACAUCCAUAUGUUGAGGAUGGACACACAGAAGCAAAACCAUUGAGGAUAUAUUAUCACAAGCGUUGGGUGUCUACUGUUCAUAGUACUGUUCAAAAGUACUGUAUUUUGGAUCAAAAUGGUUCAUUUAGACUACCAACACUAGAAGAAAUCUUAAAUUAUCGAGUGAUAGUAGUAACAUUAAGUAUUUCUAUGUUUUUGUCAUCUGUUGGGUUGAAAAAAGGUCAUUUUACGCAUAUUCUUUUGGAUGAAGCUGCUCAAGCUAUGGAAUGUGAAGCUAUUAUGCCGUUGGCACUUGCUAAUACUGACACACGAAUUGUGUUAGCUGGAGAUCACAUGCAGCUAAGCCCAGAAAUUUUUUCAAAAUUUGCAAAAGAAAGGAAUUUGCAUGUAUCAUUACUAGAACGACUGUAUGAUCACUAUCCUGGACAAUUUGCUUCUAAAAUAUUAUUAUGUGAAAAUUACAGAGCACAUGAAGCUAUUAUACAUUUCACAUCUGAAUUGUUUUAUGAACAAAAACUUGUAAGCAAAGGUAAUCAACCUCAACAUGAUAGUUUAUAUCCAUUGACAUUUUUUACAACUCGGGGUGAAGAUAUACAAGAUAGUAAUUCAACUGCAUUUUAUAAUAACGCUGAAGUUUAUGAAGUUGUUGAACGAGUAUCUGAAUUACGAAAAAAUUGGCCAAUUGCAUGGGGAGCAUUUGAUGAACAUUCUAUUGGUAUUAUGACUCCUUAUUCAGAUCAAGUAUUCAGAAUUAGAUCAGAAUUACGUAAACGACGUAUGGGUGGCAUAUCUGUUGAAAGAGUACUCAAUGUACAAGGCAAACAAUUCAGAGCAAUAUUUCUGAGUACUGUAAGAACCAGACGAACGUGUUUGGCCAAUAAUGUAGGAGGUGGUGAGAAAUCUAACAGUGGAAUAAGUAAACUUGGCAUGGAUGAUAUGGACUAUGGAUUUUUAUCUAACUCAAAGUUGCUAAACACUGCCAUUACCCGUGCACAGAGUCUUGUUGCAGUGGUUGGAGACCCUGUUGCACUUUGUUCAAUUGGACGAUGUAGAAAAGUCUGGGAACGUUUCAUUCAAAUAUGUGAUGAAAACCAUAGUCUUAAUGGUAUCACAUGGAUUCAUUUACGAAAUUUGUUAGAUAACCUCGAAUUAAAGAAAUCAUAUAUUUUAAAUCCUUUGGCUCCAGAAUUUGUACCUAGGCGUUACCAACAAGAGUCUUAUAUAAAGAUUCCUCAAUCUUUAGCAACUUUUAAUGCAGCCAUACCACCACCACCUAUAAGGUUUUCUCAACCACCACCUUUAUUUUCUUCGCCCAUAUUUCCAUUUCCAUUGUAUAUACCUUCUAUUACUCAACCACCUCCACCAGCUUUUAUUUCUCUACGACAACCAAUCAUAAAUCCUUCUCAAAUGUGGCCACUUGGUCCACUAACAACAACAACUGCUCCAAAUAUUUUUCCGAGACCUAUACUUCAGCCGUCAAUACAAAAACCAAACGAGGAAGAAAUUCGGCCACCACCCGGUUUAGUACCUCCACGUAACCCAGGCCUAGUUCACUUAGUUCAAAAUGGACACACUGAUCUUCAAUUUGUCCAGAAUACUGCUGGAGUGACUCCUGUAAACUUGCCUUCUCCAAAUAUGAUUGUACCAAAUGCCAAUUUAAUGGGACUUCAAGAUCAAUUCAACAAAAUGAACAUGUCAUCACUACAACCAUUUGCAAUGCAACAUCCUUCACUGGUGCAACCAUUCAAUAUUAGGUCAAUGGUUGAUGUGAACAAUAAACAUGCUGAAACAAUUACAGCACAACAAACACAACGCAACAAUGAUCGAUCAAUGCUUGAGGGUAUGUUACCACAUAACAUUAGUUUAGAAGAAAUGAUGACUUCUCAGUCAAAACAAGUGGAGUGGCUGAAAUUUCUUACAGAUAAUGGUGGUGUUUUAAUGGGACAAAAGUUUAUCGAACUAUUACGAUCUCAAUCGCAGUACAAAAAGUCAACUAUCCAACAACCACCGCCUAUUCAACAGCCACCACCAAAUAUUCCAUUGCAAAUGAAUGUACCUCCUCCUGAAAUAGGAAGUAGAGUUCCUGAUGAUUUGUUAAAUAUUUUGAUUCAACAACAGCAAAAUCAAAAACAGCAAAUCAAUCAUAAUGGUUUUGGGAAUCCAUCCCAGGGAGUUCCACAUUUAGAUGGUAGUGGAACAGAUGAUUUGUAUAAACCAUUGGGUAAUCAGUUUACACUCAGUCAACAACACACAAAUAUUGAACAAAUUGAUCGUACACCGUUAUAUAAACGACAAGCACAGCCACAACCUAAUGGCAAUAUAAUGUUACCAAUGAAUGGUGAUCGUCAGGCAUUGUCUCCUCAAUAUCAGGGUAUGUCGACAUAUGCAGAUGCAUGUAGACAAUCACCAAUGGUUGAAGAACGGAAAAAUCCUGUUGAUAACCAGUUUGGCAAUGAUCCACAGUGCAAUAAUGCAUUCUAUAAUUUUUUUAACUGAAUGCAUUUGUAUUAAAAAUUUUCUCUGUAAUUUUUUUCUUGAAUUUUUGAC
This is a messenger RNA of Melanaphis sacchari, 5163 nucleotides long. RefSeq names its product probable helicase with zinc finger domain (gene Helz). Gene Ontology annotation, cellular component: P granule; cytosol. The record is from RefSeq and is a predicted model, not a curated record. Gene Ontology annotation, molecular function: metal ion binding; helicase activity; protein binding. The transcript has 16 exons. Gene Ontology annotation, biological process: regulatory ncRNA-mediated post-transcriptional gene silencing. Bases 1 to 5112 code for a protein of 1703 amino acids. Lineage: Eukaryota; Metazoa; Arthropoda; Insecta; Hemiptera; Aphididae.